UGAAUGGCUCAACAACUUCCGGGUGGCUGAAGUCUGACUGGCUGAGCGUUUAAAUCGCGCCCUUGUUGUUAUUGGUGAACAGUUCCUGGUUGAAAGCAUGAAGUUUCCACUUUUUAUGUGAUUGUAUGGUACACCAGUAUGGAUCAGAAUAACUCCGAGUCAAAAUCUGUCCUCUGCACAUUGCUGGAUAAAAACGAUCAGUCCAAGUAUGUGUUUUUUACGCAAAAGCGAUCCGCAGGAGACAUAAACAUAGGAUUUACCAAUGGUGAAGAUGUUUGGAAAACUCAUCUUUCAGAGGAGAUUCUGUCCCAGCUUUUUAAGAAGUUUGCAUUAAAGUCCACAGAGGAUUAUACCUUCAAGCUCAAAUGUGCAUGUAAGGCAGGCAGAGCAUUUGUGAAGCUGCAGGAGGACAGUGCUGUGCUGCAUUUAGGAGCUGAACCUACAGACCUCAGUCUGUCUCUUUCAAAACUCACGGACUCUGAGGGAAGGACAGAAGUCAAGGACCUGCUUUUUAAAAUGGCUGACAGCCUGCAACAGCUAGAAAGUCAAGGUUCUUCUUCUUCUUUUAGUCCAGUCAAGAGCACUCAGAAGAAGAGUUCUGAAUAUGAACCUAGAACACAGCACAAGGGUCCUAUAGUAGCAGUUAGAAAACGUCUUCCUGGGGAUUCUCUCAUCAACCCAGGAACAAAAAGAAAGAAACCUGCAACAGGUGUGGCCUUUGAUGAUGGAGAUGAUGAAUGAUGUCAACGUGACCUCUGAAAUGUGACCUUUUAUUAAACAUGAAUUGUCCGUUUUUAACUAACUCAACACUAUCAGUUUUUAAAAUAUAACUUGCAUUGCAAUUACACCAUGAACUGUUUUAAGUCAUCAUGCAUCUAUUUAAGGUUUUCUUUAUAUGUUUUCCCUUUUUAAAUUGCUAAUAAAAAUGGUAUUUUUAAAUGUGA
Messenger RNA from Megalobrama amblycephala (Wuchang bream), 944 nucleotides. RefSeq names its product PAXX non-homologous end joining factor (gene paxx). NCBI's taxonomy places the organism in Eukaryota, Metazoa, Chordata, Actinopteri, Cypriniformes, Xenocyprididae. The transcript has 7 exons. The coding region runs from base 139 to 741 and encodes 200 amino acids. The record is from RefSeq and is a predicted model, not a curated record. Gene Ontology annotation, molecular function: molecular adaptor activity. Gene Ontology annotation, biological process: double-strand break repair via nonhomologous end joining. Gene Ontology annotation, cellular component: nonhomologous end joining complex; site of double-strand break; nucleus.